CAGCCACAGUUACUUUAUUUCAACACCUUUUCUUUCGGAUCUAAACCCAAACAAACCUAAACCAUAAUGAUAUCCGUUAGUUCAGGUAUGGACGUAGAUCGGAACCGGUCCAGCUCACCAAAUUCACGAACUCCGAGGCUCGGUCCCAGUCGCCUCUCCAGCUCCCGAAUCAGAUCAUCUUCUUCAUCUUGCUUCUCGUUAUGGUAUCGAAGAAAACGAACCAAAGUUCUUUUGUCACUUAUUGCAUUACUCGCUUUAUUUUUCUUUGUUAAUUAUGUUAUGCUUCUUCGUCUUCAACAUCAACAAGAUCUACCUCAUCCUCUUCCUAAAUCAUCUCUUCGUUCCUCUCUUUCUAUUUCCAUUCAGGGAAAAUCGAACAAGAAUAGUACUAAGAAAAAACCGCAGAAGGGAAAUUAUGCAAGGAUGUUGGCAUUGGCUGCCCAUGCAUUGGCAGAGAACAAACGUGAACCAAAAGAUUUGUGGCAGGAACCCUUGGUCCCUGCUUCUUCUUGGACACCAUGUUCUGAUCAGCGAAAUUGGGAACCUAAUGAAGGAAGUAAUGGAUACAUUUUGGUUACUGCAAAUGGUGGGAUCAAUCAACAACGGGUAGCUGUUUGUAAUGCUGUUGUCGUGGCUCGGUUACUCAAUUCAACUUUGGUUAUCCCAAAAUUCAUGUACAGUAGUGUAUGGAGAGAUACAAGUCAAUUCGGAGACAUCUAUCAGGAGGAGCAUUUUAUUAACAACUUGACUCCUGAUAUUCGGAUAGUGAGGGAGCUUCCUAAAAAACUGCAGUCUUUGGACUUGGAGGCAAUCGGUAGUGUUGUAACAGAUGUUGACAUGGGAAAGGAGGCCAAGCCAAGCUUUUACUUGAAACACAUCCUGCCUAUUAUACUUAAAAAUCAAGUUGUUCACUUUAUUGGAUUUGGGAAUCGCUUGGCAUUUGAUCCAAUACCAUUUGAGCUGCAGAGACUUCGUUGCAGAUGUAAUUUUCACGCCCUGCAAUUUGUUCCCAGAAUACAAGAAACUGCUGGUUUGCUUCUUAAGAGGUUGCGUGGGCAUGCAGGUCUUAUUGGACCAUUGGAUCGGCAUCUUGUUGGUCCAUUUGGAGAAUUAAAUUUGGAGAAGAGUGAAAAAAGUUCCAAGAAAGCUUCAAAAUACUUGGCUUUACAUCUCAGAUUUGAAAUUGACAUGGUAGCUCAUUCCUUAUGUGAAUUUGGGGGAGGUGAAGAAGAGAGGAAAGAAUUGGAAGCAUAUCGUGAGAUCCAUUUUCCUGCACUGGCAUUGUUGAAAAAUACUACAAAAUUACCUUCUCCUUCAGAGCUCAGGUCUGAAGGGCUAUGUCCAUUGACACCUGAAGAAUCCAUCCUCAUGCUUGCUGCUCUUGGCUUUAAGCGCCAGACAAACAUAUUUGUAGCUGGUUCUAAUUUGUAUGGAGGUCGCUCACGGUUGGCUGCUUUGACCAGCUUGUACCCUAAAUUAGUCACUAAAGAGAACUUACUUUCUUCAGCGGAACUUGAACCAUUUGCUAAUUAUUCAUCUCAGUUAGCAGCACUGGACUUUAUAGGCUGUGCUGCCUCGGAUGCAUUUGCCAUGACUGAUUCAGGAAGUCAGCUAUCAUCUUUGGUGUCUGGUUAUCGAAUAUAUUAUGGUGGAGGAAGAAUGCCAACGAUACGUCCAAAUAAGCGCAGGCUUGCUAGUAUAUUCAUGAAAAACUCUACAAUAGAAUGGCGUGUUUUUGAACAGAGAAUGAGAAAAGCUGUCAGACAAACUAAACAUGUACAGACAAGGCCUAAGGCAAGAAGUGUUUAUAGAUAUCCAAGGUGUAAAGAAUGUAUGUGCAGGACAAUUUAAUUGAUUUACAUAAGCUUGACUGUAAUUUCCCAUUGUAAUUUGUAGCAUUGUUAAUCAUUAUUGCCACUCAUUCCUGUCUUCUUCUGGCUAAAUUGAUUAAUCCAUAGGUUGACUUUGCAUGGGAUUUAUUUACAUUACUGUUAACAGACAGGCUAAGGCAAGAAGUGUUUACGUCAGAACAUGUAUGAUGAGCUUCAUAGUUUAGAUCAUUGGGAUUUAGGAACAAAAAAAUAGUGAAUUAUGCAAUUUCUUCA
Molecule: messenger RNA, 2105 nt
Organism: Medicago truncatula (barrel medic)
Lineage: Eukaryota; Viridiplantae; Streptophyta; Magnoliopsida; Fabales; Fabaceae
Product: O-fucosyltransferase 15
Exons: 10
Coding region: 67-1851 (594 amino acids)
Source: RefSeq, a predicted model, not a curated record